Dreissena polymorpha is the source of this 1668-nucleotide messenger RNA. RefSeq lists its product as uncharacterized. Bases 726 to 1079 code for a protein of 117 amino acids. The transcript has 3 exons. NCBI's taxonomy places the organism in Eukaryota, Metazoa, Mollusca, Bivalvia, Myida, Dreissenidae. The record is from RefSeq and is a predicted model, not a curated record.
GAGUUAUCUGUAUCGAGUUAUAACGCAAAAAUUGUAUUACGGACUAUAUUUUAAGCAAUUACAGCCGUGUUGUCAGUGAAAUUUGCCGAUGUCAUUGUAAGUUCAUGAAAAUUGUAUAUAUCGUCCGCAGAAAGCAGGCCCCAUAUGUAUAUACAAAGAGAACUGAUGUAUUUAUGGAACGUGAAUGAUAUAUAAAUAAUUUACGUUUUUAAAUAACUAAUUCAAUAUUGCUUACAGUGUUGUUUGUUUUUAAGGAAUUUUGAAUGAGGCCUAUCGUCAGGCCCAACGGAAUGAGGGGUUGCAUUACAUAUGCAGACAGUGUGAGGAAAGACACUGGCCGGAAAUCACCGACACCGAUGCGGAUGAAGAUGAAAGAGCUCUCACCAGCACCGUCGCCGCUGAUCUCGAGCCGUUGGACAACUCGACAUCUCUAAAUGAAUCAUCUGUCGCCGCUGAUCUCGAGCCGUUGGAAAACUCGACAUCUAUAAAUGAAUCAUCUGCCGCCGCUGAUCUAGAACCAGAACCGUUGGAUGGGACAUUCAACAUAACGCGACGUGACAAUAUCGACGUGACAAUGGAACCGACAGAGACAGCACUUGCAGAGCCUGAAUUGCCGGACACAGUGACAGAAGAUGUUCCUAUAACUUUCACCAUGCUUGAGAACGGCAGUAAACGAGGCGGCCGAUUGCUGGUGUCUAGCAACGGAUAUUCUUACGGCGUGAAGAAUGCUAACAAGAGUUCCACACUCUGGCGGUGUAGCGUGCGAAGCAAAAAGAUGCGAUGUCACGCGACAGUCUUACAGAAAGGCAGUGACUUUCGUCUAUGCUCCAAUGCGCACGACAGUCUUACAGAAAGGCAGUGACUUUCGUCUAUGCUCCAAUGCGCACGUGCACCCAGCGGAUCAGAAGCUUCCUCUUAGAGCGAAGUCUUCCACCAUUGUCAAACAGCGUAUCAAGGAACAGCCUCAUGCUCGGGCAAUGGAUAUUGUGGCUGAUGUCAUGUCGGACAUUACUAACGAUGAGCGGUUCCUGGCCCCGAAGCAGAAGCUGAUGAAGCGCACUGCCAACAAGUUUCAUUGAUUUCAGGCUGGCAUCAUCGACUCAGCAGGCAGGCACAUCAUGGCGCAGUGCCCUUCUACGUGCUGGUACCAGCCCUGCGCAAGGAAGCCGAGAUGGUGGACAUCAGCGUGCAGUCUUCCGACCUGGAGCGUGAGCAGCGUUCAUCAACCGUCAACGCACGCCUGGAAGAAUACUGGACAAAGUAUUCGAAUGGUGAAGUGUCCACAUCCACCUUUUUGAAGGCUGUUUCGCACUUGUAUGGACCCUCUGAGUGAAGUGAAUGUAAAUAUAAGACAGGUGUUAAGUGUUGUGUUCAUUGCACACUAGCUGUAUUUGUUUCAUGUACAUAUUUGUAAGAUUUUAUAUGUAUGGUUUGAUUAAUGUAAAUGUGUUGCAUAAUGUGUUCAUUGUAUUAUACUAUAUUCUGUAUUGUUGUUCUGUUCACUAUAUUUGUUUCAUGUACAUAUGUAUUGAUUAAUGUAAAGGUGUAACAUAAAGUUAUCAUUAAUUAAUAUAAUAAACAAUAAGAGAAAAUUACUGGCAUUCGACGGCUUUGUUUCAAACACGCUUACAGUACACGUUAAAGAGCGCCUUCUUGAUUUUUCACACA